AAAUCAUCAGUUGCACUCAAGUCUUCACCAGCAAUCAAUCGAAUCGAAUAGAACGGAAAGCAAGAUGCGUCUAACACUCCUGGCCCUCAUCGGUGUCCUGUGCCUGGCCUAUGCCUACGCCCUGGAUGAUGCCGCCGACAACGAGCAGGUGAUCGGACUCCUGGACGUCGCGGAUCAGGGAGCCAACCAUGCCAACGAUGGAGCCCGAGAGGCCCGCCAGUGGGGCGGCUGGGGCGGACGAGGAGGAUGGGGAGGCGGCGGCUGGGGUGGACGAGGAGGAUGGGGUGGACGAGGAGGAUGGGGCGGCGGCCGAGGAGGAUGGGGCGGCGGCGGCUGGGGUGGACGAGGAGGAUGGGGCCGCGGUUAGUAAGGUCGAUACGUCAAUAUCGAGCUGACAUUGCUGACCACGCCUCUGCCCAAACCCACCUCUUGCCCCACGUCAAAGGACAUCCACCCAUAGAUGUCAAGGCGUUAAUAAAGAACUUGAAGCAUUAAAA
Messenger RNA from Drosophila subpulchrella, 497 nucleotides. Its product is annotated as neuropeptide-like protein 32. The transcript has a single exon. NCBI's taxonomy places the organism in Eukaryota, Metazoa, Arthropoda, Insecta, Diptera, Drosophilidae. Bases 65 to 367 code for a protein of 100 amino acids. The record is from RefSeq and is a predicted model, not a curated record.